UGACCGGAUACUCCAGGUUCAGUGUUUUCUCCUGACCAAAUAUACUCUCGUCCCGAACACCCAGAGUCUCAGAGGAUCGCUGAGCUCCAGCUGCGACAUGAGGAGACUCACGAAGAAGAAAACUCUGACUCUGGUCAAGGAGCUGGACGCUUUCCCCAAAGUCCCGGAGAGCUACGUGGAGUCCACAGCCAGCGGCGGGACAGUGUCUCUGAUCGCCUUCACCCUCAUGGCUGUUCUUGCCAUCCUGGAGUUCUUUGUGUACACAAGGACGUGGAUGAGAUACGAGUACGAGGUGGACAAAGACUUCAGCAGUAAACUCCGGAUCAAUGUAGACAUCACAGUUGCUAUGAGAUGUCAAUAUAUUGGUGCAGAUGUCCUGGAUCUGGCAGAAACCAUGGUCGCAUCUGAUGGUUUAAAAUAUGAACCAGUCAACUAUGAACUGUCUCCACAGCAGAAGAUGUGGCACAUGACUCUUCUGCACAUCCAGGAGCGUCUGAGAGUCGAGCACGCUCUUCAGGACAUCAUCUUCAAGGCUGCGUUAAAAGGAGAUCCUCCUGCUCCUGACCAUAGGGACGACAGCAUCACUUCCCUCACGGCCUGCAGGAUACAUGGACAUAUGUAUGUUAACAAAGUGGCAGGAAACUUCCACAUCACUGUUGGCAAGUCCAUCCCUCAUCCCAGAGGACACGCUCAUCUAGCUGCUCUCGUCAGCCAUGACUCUUAUAACUUCUCUCACCGGAUCGACCACCUGUCCUUUGGAGAAGCGAUUCCUGGGAUAAUCAGCCCGUUGGACGGCACAGAGAAGAUCUCUGCUGAGCCAAACCACAUGUUUCAGUACUUCAUCACCAUCGUGCCCACCAAGCUGAACACUUACCAGAUUUCUGCUGAGACGCAUCAGUACUCAGUCACAGAGCGGGAGCGAGCGAUAAACCAUGCUGCAGGCAGCCAUGGAGUCUCAGGGAUCUUUAUGAAAUAUGAUAUCAGUUCUCUGAUGGUCAGAGUCACCGAGCAGCACAUGCCUUUCUGGCAGUUUCUCGUCAGACUCUGCGGCAUCGUCGGAGGAAUUUUCUCCACCACAGGUAUGCUCCACAGUAUGAUCGGCUGCCUGGUCGAUGUCGUCUGCUGUCGUUUUCAGAUGGGAAUCUACAAACCUCUGACGGAGGCUUCUCUGAAUGAACAAGAAACCAGUGAAAGCUCAGUUCCUCCUCCUCCUCUGGAUGAUCUCUCACAACAAUGAGACGACAACAACUCAGCUGCAGUCGGCUGACGACUCCCCAGCUGCACCUUAACCACUAAAACAGCACAGCCUGACUCAUGUGGGUUUUUGGGCCGAGGCUGAGAAUAGGGAGCAAAAUACAAACCUGAAGAACAGGAAUUGAGAAGAUAUACAUCAUUUUAACAUAAAAUGUGACUACACACAUUCUCUGCAUUGUUUAUCCUGUAAAUUUUGUUUAAAUAUCGGCAAACGCAGAUAGCGAUACGUCUGUAAAAGGCUCAUAUUGACCUGCUGAUAAAUUGAUCGGGCUCCACCAAUCAGCAGUGAGAUGCUGGGAAAAUGUUUACAAGUUGUUUUAUUUUGAAAUAUGUGUUUCUUCUGAGAAAUGUGUAAAUAAUUGUAUCUUGUUUAUUUCUAUUGGAUGGAUGUGAGAUUGUUAUUGGUACCUCCUCUAAUGUAAUUUCCACUGGAAGCGUCCCUAGGACCAAACUACAGACAUGAUUUACAUCAUUAUUACAGACAGUAGCUGGUGUUCAAACCCACACAGGAGUUUCUGCUGAUUCUGACUUUGUCUGGGUUAUAUUUCCAGCUACACACUUGAUUGACAGAUGUGGUUUUAGCUUUUUUCAGAUUUUUUUCCCCCCAUGUUCUUUUGUGACAUCAGAAACAGAAGUGAAGAAAUUGUUCAGCCCCUUUAAGAACUGUGUGAAAGUCUUGAAGAAUUUUGGGUUGUUCCACAUUGUGCCUGUGUGUAAAUGAUUGUUGCAAACAUGAGGCUGACUUGUUAAAUAAAAGCCACUCUGAUGUGGUUUCAUUGUAAA
Platichthys flesus (European flounder) is the source of this 2037-nucleotide messenger RNA. RefSeq names its product ERGIC and golgi 2 (gene ergic2). The transcript has 14 exons. NCBI's taxonomy places the organism in Eukaryota, Metazoa, Chordata, Actinopteri, Pleuronectiformes, Pleuronectidae. The coding region runs from base 98 to 1237 and encodes 379 amino acids. Gene Ontology annotation, cellular component: membrane; endoplasmic reticulum; COPII-coated ER to Golgi transport vesicle. The record is from RefSeq and is a predicted model, not a curated record. Gene Ontology annotation, biological process: endoplasmic reticulum to Golgi vesicle-mediated transport; retrograde vesicle-mediated transport, Golgi to endoplasmic reticulum.